GCUUUAUGAAGCAUUAAAAGUUGCUGAGGUGUGAACAGUUUUCUGGUGUUCCAAACGUUUGAGAAGCAGCCAUUGCAAUUUCAGCGACAUGAUUGCGCCUAGACAAAUUGGUGUCUAUUUCAACCCCCAACGAAUUUAUCGAAGCAGAAAGCGAAAUUGUCUGUUCUGACAUUAUUAUAUCCGGCAUUGAAGUUAACCUGUUUACUUUUACCCCAAUACGAGAUCAUCUCUAGAUAGUUAUCAAGAUAUGCAACCUCCUGCUGCCGGUGAGAUGUGCAUCCGCGGCCUAUGUCCUAGAAUCCGAAGGGGAUGACGAGACAAGUGUGCUGUCGCCAGCAAAACAAUAUAUUGGAUAAUAUAUUAGGGAUAUGGAGACAAUAUGGAUCCCUGGAGAACACCAGCGUUGGAAAAAGUAAGUAAUCGAGAGAAGCUGAUUGGUAUCGUUUGAUGAUUUAAUGUUGUCAAUUGAGAAUCCAAAUAAAAGUCUUUUUGAAAUGUUGUUCCCUUGACCCGAACCUAUAAUUGGCGCAAUCGGUAAAAUAGCGGAAGAAGAUCGACCCAGAAAGUCUUCAGUCAACUGCAGAUCCCAGGAAAACAGGAACACGUGAAACUGAAAAGAUGUGUUGGAUUUCUUUAUGGAAUCGUUCUUGGAGUUCUCUUCUAUCAAUUCGUUAUGGUCGACUUGAGCUUCACCGAAGAAGGGGGAUUGAUUGUUGGUACAGUCAUAAGCUUGAUGCUGGGAUUUGGAAUAGCGUUUUCUUCACAAAUUCGAUGUAUAACCUUUCUGACCUUUCCAAACUUCGGAGGUAAGGUUGGAAGGAGUGUCCUGAAGGCCAUUGUGAUAACCUUCGUGAUAUCUGGUCCUGUAGAGAACUUGAGCAACAACGGCAAAGAGGUUGUCAGGGUUUUCGCUUGCACCGCUUCCCUCACAUUCAACUUAACGAAAACAAGAUUCGAGCUGAUGUUCAAGCCAUUCACACAAGCAAUAUUUGGUAUGAAGACCGAGGUCAACGAAGUCAAGGACACCCUGAGGUCGAUAAAGGACGUUGCGGCGCCAAUCACUGGAGAAAUAGAAGAUGAAACGGAAAUGAAGAAGAUGAAGGAGGAGAACGACUACUUGGACGAGCAAAUGGGGGAUACGAAACGGUCUGAGGCGGCCGCUGACAAAUUCCAAACAAAGGGAGAAAAAGUGGAAUCGGAACGGUACGAAAAACUGUACAUGAAGAAGGUCGAGAUGAGAUGUCAAAACCAGUUCACUAAAGCCGCGCAAAGAUGUCGCGGUAUGUUUCAAAAAGGCUACGACGUCUGCUACGAUACUGUAACCUGGAUAGCUGCUUGGUUGCUUUGCUGGCCAAUGAAGCUGGACUUCAUCUGCAACAUAGCGGAAGCUCUAGGUGGGGCAGGACGUUGCGAUCCGUCGAAAGACAUGAGCCCUGGAUUUGGAGAAGGUUACGCCUACUUGAAGCACUCCAGAUCAUUUCUUUCGAAGAACUUCAAGGACGUCAGGCUCCAGUACAAACUGGGAAAACUCAAGCCUCUGACUGAUAUCAGAGAUGCCAGAGAUACAGCGAAAGCGAUUCUUCACGAUGUCAACGAGAAGAAGGCUAUGCUGAUGCAGGUUCUGAAAAUUAUCAAGAGGAUACUAGCUUUCGUUUUUUUGAGGAUAGUUUUGGAGUCGCAAAACUACCACGACAAAUAUCUUAGAGACAUCGAGUUCGACAACAUUUACAUCACCAAGUAUUUCAGGAAAAUAGAUGCUCGUAGAAAGGCCCAGGAGAAGCACACGUUACUACCGCUGAAGAAAAUUGAAAGCCAGAAGCUGGUUGAUCCGUUUUCCAUGAAGCCUUUGAAAGCAGAACAGGAGAAGAUCCGGUCUGAAGUUGUUAUGAUACUUCUGGAAGUCCUCACUAUUACGAUUCUUGUAUUGUUGGAUAGGCUGUUUUAUGAAGCUUUGGAUAUCAUACGGAGACAUGCAAGAAUUAACUAUCUCCAAACUGGUCACCAUGAUUUGAUGCUGGAGGUGAAAGGUACCGGGUUAAUAGCGUCAGUGUUGAGAUCAUUAGUGAGAGGAUUCAACGUCAAAAAGCGAAUACGAAUCGAAAGAAGCAACGUUAUAUGCCUACCCAGACCAAAAUUACUGUUGAAUUAUUAUUUACUGAAAAUCUACGGCACGUACUUUGUCGUUGUCGUUAUGAUGUUUGCCCAGGCGUACUCACAAAGGUUGAGAAGGUUGAUUUGCGCCUAUUUUUACAGGAAACGAGAGAAAAAGCGAGUGCUUCACUUGUACAAUGAAACUUUGAAGCGAAGGAAGGGAUUUUUCAGAUUCAUGAGAAAAAAAAUAAAGGGCUUAGUGCGGGAACAUAGACUGAAGGAAGACUUCGGGGUCUUCGAAAUAUUACGAAUGAACUACCCGAAAAUGUGCGAUUGGUUGAGGUUCUUCGCUUGUGCAAGAAGAGCAUGUCUGAUAUGCAAAGACCCGGAGCCAAGAAAAAACAGCAACUUCGUGGAAUGCCCCAACGAGUUUUGCCACUUUUUAUAUUGCAAAGAAUGCUGGAAGGAUAUGGGAGGUGUUUGCUUGGCAUGUCAAACCGAAACAGAGGAAACCACCAGUGGAUUUGAAGAUGAUGACAAUGAAUAUACGGACUGACAAUAGGUUUUUAUCAGAUGGUUGUACAUUCUAGUUUGUUUGUGACAUAUAAAGUGAUUUUUGAUUAAUAGUUUAAUCGACAGAGAUGAAGAGUGUUGCUAUAUUUGCUAUGGUUAAUUUGUUCAUAAUAUAUCACGAAUAUAAAAGUACUUUACUGAC
Leptinotarsa decemlineata (Colorado potato beetle) is the source of this 2806-nucleotide messenger RNA. It is a transcript of the gene snky, whose product is annotated as ubiquitin protein ligase sneaky. The record is from RefSeq and is a predicted model, not a curated record. Gene Ontology annotation, cellular component: membrane. NCBI's taxonomy places the organism in Eukaryota, Metazoa, Arthropoda, Insecta, Coleoptera, Chrysomelidae.